Messenger RNA from Gracilinanus agilis (Agile Gracile Mouse Opossum), 1374 nucleotides. RefSeq names its product lipase member J-like. Lineage: Eukaryota; Metazoa; Chordata; Mammalia; Didelphimorphia; Didelphidae. The coding region runs from base 1 to 1374 and encodes 457 amino acids. Gene Ontology annotation, molecular function: sterol ester esterase activity. Gene Ontology annotation, cellular component: intracellular membrane-bounded organelle. The transcript has 10 exons. The record is from RefSeq and is a predicted model, not a curated record. Gene Ontology annotation, biological process: sterol metabolic process.
AUGAUCUUUUUGAUCUAUUCUUCUAAAACCAUUGUCCUCAAUAUUUAUGUAAUGGCUCUCAUUCUCAUGCUGCAGGUGGAAAAAAUAAUGUGGAGACUUAUCCUGAUAUUACUUGUGAUCCAGGCAAAGGGAACUGAAUGUAGUUCUCAUGGUCUUUGGAGAGCUGUAAAUCCUGAAGUUCAUUUAGAUGUUGUAAGGAUCAUUCAAUUCUGGUCAUACCCUGUGGAAGAUCACGAAGUUGUAACUGAAGAUUCAUAUAUCCUUACCCUUAAUAGAAUUCCAUAUGGAAGAACAGUCAAUAAAGUAUCUGGUCGUCAGCCUGUUGUGUUUUUGCAGCAUGGCUUGUUGUCCUCACCUGUCAGCUGGAUCUCCAACCUUCCCAACAACAGCCUGGCCUUCAUUCUGGCAGAUGCAGGCUUUGAUGUUUGGAUGGGAAACAGCAGGGGGAGUACUUAUUCCCUGAAACAUGCAACGUUGUCAACAAAUUCCACAGAGUACUGGGCUUUCAGUUUUGAUGAAAUGGCUAGAUAUGACCUUCCAGCCUCCAUUGACUACAUUGUGAAAAAAACUGGGCAGAAGAUAUAUUAUGUGGGUCAUUCUCAAGGCACUCUUAUUGGCUUCCUAGCAUUCUCCACCUUACCCAAGCUGGCUCAGAAAGUAAAAGCAUUUUAUGCCUUAGCUCCAAUUUUUUAUGUUCAGCACAUCCAAAGCGUUCCAUUUCAAGUGCUUUUCCAGAUAUCCCCAAAACUACUCAAGUACGUACUGGGUGACAAGGACUUUCUGCCUGAGACUGAAUUAAACAGGCUUCUGGCCACCAAAGUAUGCAACAAUGAAAUAAUUGGUUUCAUCUGUGGCAAAGUCAUCUUCAGCUUGUUCGGAUGUGAGCCACAAAACUUGAACAUGAGUCGAAUUGAUGUCUAUGUGGCACAUAACCCUGCAGGAACAUCUGUCCAGAAUAUUCUCCAUUACAUCCAGCCACUCUUGGACUCCAUGUCUUCUCCAUAUGACCAUCAAGCUAUCUGUCCCCUGUGCAUGUACCCUGUCCUGUAUGGAAUGUCAAAGGGUAUGCAUGAAAUUCAAAAAAUUCUUCGAGCUUAUGACUGGGGGAGCCCCAGAAAGAACAUGGAACACUAUAAUCAGCCUACUCCCCCAACGUACAGUCCUUCAACCAUGAGAGUGCCAACUGCCAUCUGGAGUGGUCAAAAAGAUUUGUUGGCUGACCCAGUUGAUGUCUUCAACUUACUCCCCCAAAUCUGCAACCUGAUUUACUACAAGAACCUGCCUAAAUACUCUCAUUUGGAUUUCAUUUGGGGCAAUAAUGUACAGAAUGAUAUUUAUGAUGAAAUAGUCAAGAUGAUAAGUAAGACCCUAUAG